AUGGGCCGCCAACCAAACCUCUACUCCUUCUCCGACUCUGAGCUGGCUCCCAAUCUUCGCAAAUACGUCCUUGAUGCACAGAACGAAGCCUUCAAGCGCCACGAUGUCUUUCGCGUCGCCAUCUCCGGCGGCUCCCUACCAAAAACACUUGCUAACGCUCUCCUCGCGCCUUCCAGUGGCGGCGACGACGACACAGUCGACUUCAGCAAGUGGGAGAUCUUCUACGCGGACGAAAGAUGUGUACCGCUCACGCACGAGGACUCGAACCAUAAGCUAGUGCAGGAAGAGCUGCUGAACAAGAUUCCGAAAGGUAUGGCGCAGCCCAAGGUCUUCACGAUCGAUGAGAAGCACAUGGAAGAUGCGCAGGAGAUGGCGGACGAGUACGAGAAGCAGUUGGUGUCGGUCUUUGCUGCUCGCGACUCUGUCAAACUGCCAUUAUUCGAUCUACUUCUGCUGGGCUGUGGACCUGACGGUCACACCUGCUCGCUUUUCCCAGACCAUCCUCUGCUUAGGGAGUCGGAUGCAUGGGUCCUCUCCAUCGCCGACUCGCCAAAGCCACCACCCAAGCGCAUCACGCUCAGUCUGCCGGUCGUGAUACACGGCGCGAAGAUUGGCUUCGUAGCGACGGGAGGUGGGAAGAAGGAAAUUUUGAAGAAGAUCUUUGAGACGGAAGAGGGUAGUAAACUUCCUUGUGGGUUGGUGAAUGAGGGUGCAGGGGAGAAAGUCAGCUGGUUCUGCGACCAGGCUGCCACAGAGGGCGUCUCUUUCCCACGCCGAGGCAGUGUCAUUUAA
Molecule: messenger RNA, 792 nt
Organism: Recurvomyces mirabilis
Lineage: Eukaryota; Fungi; Ascomycota; Dothideomycetes; Mycosphaerellales; Teratosphaeriaceae
Gene: SOL1
Product: suppressor of los1-1
Exons: 1
Coding region: 1-792 (263 amino acids)
Biological process (GO): pentose-phosphate shunt; carbohydrate metabolic process
Molecular function (GO): 6-phosphogluconolactonase activity
Source: RefSeq, a predicted model, not a curated record